This is a messenger RNA of Drosophila novamexicana, 2104 nucleotides long. RefSeq names its product glucosidase 2 subunit beta. The record is from RefSeq and is a predicted model, not a curated record. Gene Ontology annotation, biological process: N-glycan processing. Bases 186 to 809 code for a protein of 207 amino acids. NCBI's taxonomy places the organism in Eukaryota, Metazoa, Arthropoda, Insecta, Diptera, Drosophilidae. The transcript has 3 exons. Gene Ontology annotation, cellular component: glucosidase II complex.
UUUACUAAUAUCAGAGAAGCCGCAUAAACAUACGUAUGCAAGCCAAGCUUCUAUUAUCAAUCGCUCACAUAAAGGUUAACAUUUGUUUUUUUUACACAUUGCUUGGCCACAUCGCUGACGCAGACUGACCAACAGAUAAACAAUACAGUUAGGAGCUGUUAAUUAAUAUUAACAAAACAUUUAAAAUGCGCAAGACAUGGGUAAAACGCGAGAAUAUUUAUUACAAGCCGUUCUACAAGGACAAAUCCAAAAUGUUUUUUCUGUUAAUUUUUUUGGUUGGAAUCUCAUUCAUUGCAUAUCAGGCCUUCUCGCUGAAUCAGUUGCCCAGCGUUCAGCAGCUGCGACUCAAGCACAAACAAAUGAUGCAGUCUCUGGGCAGCAAACAGCUGGAUGUGGACGACUUUGAUGGCGGAGGCGGUGCCGGUGCCGGAUGGGGUCUCAAUCUAGCUGUGCCUGCAACCCAAGAUGCAGACGCUAUUAAGAUUAUACGCGGCAUACGGCUCUUCGACUAUGAUGCCUACAAGCCCAAUUAUAAAGGCAACUUCAAGUGCCUGGAUGGUAGCAAGGAGAUUCCGUUUGACCAUCUCAAUGACAACUAUUGCGACUGUGAUGCUGAUGGCAGCGAUGAGCCGAGCACGAAUGCCUGCGCCAAUGGGCGUUUUUAUUGCAAAUACCAAAAAAGACAUAUCACGGGACGUGGCCUGGACGUCUGGGUCUGGGCGUCCCGGGUGAACGACAACGUUUGUGAUUGCUGCGAUGGCAGCGACGAGUGGACGACACAUGCCAAGUGCCAAAAUAAUUGUGCGUAGCUUUUCUUAGGUGCAGCUAAGCAGACCACCGGGCGCAGAACUCCACUUCUAUCUCAUACGCAUCUCAAAGAUUACUCUGUUAGUGUUAAAAUCGCAUCACAAAACAUAUUUUUUGUAGAACAUUUUUGAUUACGAUUACGAUAAACUUGUAAUUUAUUAAAAAAAAGAAAAAAAAAAAAUAAAAAAGAACUAGGCGGUAUGUUUAAGUAGAUUGAAUAAAAACACAUUAAUCGUAAAAAUGUAACUGCCCAAUAUUAUCUAACAUUAUGAACAAUCGAGACUUCUUGGUUGCAAUAGUUUCUGCUGGUUGACAUGGUCCAAAACCCGUAGUUCAUUUUAACCCCCAUUUAAGGCUUUCGCACGUUUGCUUAUGCUUAAUUUCAUUUAUUGCUAGACUCGCAAGAAUCAGAAGCCAGUUUUACAUAGAACUCUAUAUUUAUAAUGAAGAAAAUUCCUAGCACAAUUCAAUGCUUUCUUUAUCAACAUUAUCAUUUAAUAUGUCUUCAUUUUUGGUUUAAAAUUCGCAGCAUAUUUACUUUACUUUCAAGCCAUAUAAUUUUUACUGACAAUUUUGAACUGCAAAUUCUAAAAGGUACGAAACGGUUGUUAUUAGAUUAAUAGCGAUAUUUUAGUUAAAGUAUGUAAUCACUGUGUAUGCUAAGUUUAGGAGGGUGUAUGCAUUUAUCUGUUAUAUAAGUGGUAACCGGGAUUUAAUGGUUGUUUUUAAUUGAAUUUUAUUUAUGUUUGUGUUGUUAAGGAACGUUUUUGUUAUUUUAGAAUUGUUGUUUAUUUUCAUUGAGAUGGGCUACUAAGAAUUCCGUAGUACAAAGUUCAACUACGUACACAAUACAUAGAGCAAAAUCGUUUUUGUAAUCUUACAAAAUUCAUUAAAUAAAGUACAAUAAAGGCAUUACUACUAAGAUUAAUUGAAUUUGUAAGCCUAUGUGUUUUAAGGUUUUUGGAACUUAAGUUAUUCUUACUUAACGCUAAGUAAUACUUAAUCAGAGUUUUUCUUUUCUUUUCUUUUCUAUAUUUAAUAUUGUUUAGAUACUGCGGCUCUAUGUUUGCGUGGAUAAAUUUUUACUUUCAUAUAAAUUCCUCUUGAUUGAAAAGUCCAAAUAUGAUUUAAAUACGUGCGCAUUCCAAAUAAGAAGAGUGGUGAAAAAAUUGCAUAUACGAAAUUACAAAAGAGAUGUAUUAUUGCACUGACGAGAUUUUAUGCUUAAGCUUUCGACAAUAUGAGAAGGGGAUAUGUAUAAGACAAAAAAAAUGUAUAUAAUAAAAAAAUAAAUAAA